AUGCAGGUUGUCCUGGCAGGAAGGCAUGUUUUCAACUUCUCCGGAUUCUUCAACCCAGCUUUGGUGUUCUCGUUCCAGCAGCCUGGCGUGCUGUAUGAAUCGAGAUCUAAUGAUGGUACUGCCGUGACCUUACGAGACAACACUGGGAUCCUUGAGACUUACCUACAGUCAUACCCCCGCACUGGAUCAUCGAAUGACUUCCAGUAUGCUUAUGUUCCAUCCUUCAGGUGCUCGGCGCCUUACACGUACUACACCUGCCUCAAUGCCAACUACGACUCGACCGCCAGCUGGCAGCUCGUUUACUCCGACGUGCUCAACAAAGACUACAGCAUCGACUUUUCCAACACCUCCUUGCAGUACAGCUUCCAGACCCCCCAGCUGUGCGAGUGGCGGACAGGAGCAGUAGACGCGUCGGUGAGCAGAGGAGUGUACGACGGAGUGAGGUCGAGCAGGGUGGAGGAGAUCAUCGCGGCGCUGCAAUCAGCUAGCAAGAGCUACACUUUCUACAACAGCUCAGAGACAGGUUGGACAACCUAUGCGAUUGCGGUAAAGGGAUCAGGGACGGUACCUUGCUUCGACUGCGCGUGUAGGGAAGCAAUGUCAGUAGUCCCUGCCGGUGACAACGGGAGGUGCUCGAUGCAGAUGUGCAACGUGAGCGGGUGCGCGCGGAGCUUGGCAGAUACACCGGUGCCGUCAUGUGCGAUGGACAAGGUCAACCUGCCAGGGAUGGCGGUGGGGAGUGGGGGAGCCAGCUACCAGGGAACCACUUGGAGCUGGCAAGGAGUGUGGAAGUCCCCUGGAAGCCCUCCGAAUCCAUCAGGACUGACAGCAGGGAGCUCCCGAGUUCACCGAAGCCACAGGCUGCUGAUACUAGCAGCCUGUGUCAGCGCAGCCUUUACAGGCUUUGACGUAUGCGAGUCAAUGCGUUCAACGCUGUGCGGCGUGAUCGGACUGGCAGCCGCUGCCAGUGCUGAGCCGGGAUCACGGACUCACAGAACUACCCGGUGA
This is a messenger RNA of Guillardia theta CCMP2712, 1008 nucleotides long. RefSeq lists its product as hypothetical. The transcript has a single exon. The record is from RefSeq and is a predicted model, not a curated record. Bases 1 to 1008 code for a protein of 335 amino acids. Lineage: Eukaryota; Cryptophyceae; Pyrenomonadales; Geminigeraceae.